This is a messenger RNA of Vitis riparia (riverbank grape), 1668 nucleotides long. Its product is annotated as protein JINGUBANG. Gene Ontology annotation, molecular function: protein binding. The transcript has a single exon. Lineage: Eukaryota; Viridiplantae; Streptophyta; Magnoliopsida; Vitales; Vitaceae. Bases 92 to 1351 code for a protein of 419 amino acids. The record is from RefSeq and is a predicted model, not a curated record.
CAACCAACGUUUAAAAAGUAUACCCAGUUCACCUUUCUCACAAACAACCCGUGUCCUCCUCCGCUCCUCUCUCUCUCUCUCUCUCUCUCAUAUGCUAAUGCUCUUCUUUUACUUCCUUCCUAUUCAGAACAAUACCCUUUUGGUCUCUUCAAUGAAUUCUUCUAAAACCACAUCCUCAACUCCAUUGCUGUCGGCAGCAACAAGCAGCAGCAGCAGCAGUGAUGGUGAUGAUGACAGUCCAGUGGAGCGGUAUGGGCUAGAAGAUGUUGAGUAUCAGCUUUCGAGCGUGCCCGUUUGUGGGUUGCCGUCGUACAAAUCAUUGGCUGUACUUUCAGGCCAUGUUGGAUCUGUUUCCUGCUUGGCCUUAUGUGGGGAGUUCAUACUCAGCGCUUCACAAGGGAAAGACAUUAUAGUGUGGCAGCAGCCUGAUCUGAGGCAAUUCACCAAGUUUGGACAAGGUGACGGGUCGGUGAAGGCGCUUGUGACUGUGGGGCACAAGGUGUUUACUGCUCAUCAGGAUAGUCGAAUUAGAGUGUGGAAGGUGUCAAGAAGAUCUGAAAAUGUGUUCAGGCUUGUGGACACUCUCCCCACUACUAAGGACUAUUUGGGGAAGUUCAUGAAGCAAAGCAAUUAUGUACAAACUAGAAGGCAUCACAAGCGUUUGUGGAUUGAGCAUGCUGAUAGUAUCUCCUGUUUGACAAUUUGUAAUGGGUUGAUUUACUCAGGCUCUUGGGAUAAGACUCUCAAGGUCUGGAGGAUAGCAGAUUUGAAGUGCUUGGAGUCCAUAAAGGCUCAUGAUGAUGCCAUAAAUGGGCUGGUUUCUUGUAAGGGGUUAGUCUAUUCAGCAUCAGCAGAUGGGAAGAUUAAGGCUUGGGGGAAGGAGGGAGAUAACUCACAUUCACUGAAGGGGAUCUUGGAGGGCAACAAGGAUGUUUCCUUGAAUUCAGUGGUGGUUUCAGAGGAUGGGAGGGUGGUUUAUGGAGGGGGGUCUGAUGGGUAUGUGAUGGAGUGGGAGGGGAGCCUUAAGCUUGAUAGUUGGAAGCUGGUUUGUAAGGUUAAGGCACAUGAAAUGGCUGUUUUGUGUAUGUGCCUAAUGGAGGAGUUUUUAUGCACUGGUUCAGCCGAUAAAAGUAUUGGUAUAUGGAGAAGAGAGGCUGAUGGAGGGCUCUGCAGGGUUGGGAUUGUGAGGGGCCAUGAAGGGCCAGUCAAGUGCCUGCAAGCAUCACCUCAUUGUGUUGGUGGUGGGUUCUUGCUCUACAGUGGAAGCCUUGACAGAAGCCUAAGAGUUUGGUGGGUUCCCAAGGACUCUGCCAAAACAGAGGAAAAGAAUCAUCCUACCAUCCAAUACUAGGAACAUUUUUCAGGUUUGUGAGAGUGAUGAAGCACUGAUUCCUUUUUUCUGCAGUGCUUCAAAAAUCAGUGUCAGGUCCUGUCUAUAGUCAUAGAGAAGUUCACAAAGAUUUGAGUAUGGAAGAGAAGAGGCAAAAAUUUGAAGCCUCCCUUCAAUGUCUUCAAGUUUGGUUUCUGGGUUUGAGUUCUUACAGUGUAGUAGCUUCUAGGACUUGAAAAAUGAUAAGGGUUUGUGUGAGAUCAUAGGCAUAAUAGAAGGAACAUGAUAGAGUGGUGUGUCUUUUUCACUUCAAUACAUUUUUUUCUUCUUUUUUUUUU